AUGGGAGAGGAAAACAGAAGUGUGUCUUUUGGGCUAAGUGACGCCUCAUUCCCUGGGAAUUUGGGCUCCCCAGGGAAACACAUGCAGCAGUGGUUUCCUGGCACUGGCAAUCUGAGCGGAUCCACAGGGAGGAGAGAGAGGGAACAGGAGAGAGGGAGAGAGGGAAGAGGGAAGAGGAGAGGGAAGAGGGAACAUGAGAGAGGGGACAGGAGAGAGGAGAGAGGGAAGAGGAGAGGAAAGAGAGGAGAGAGGGAGCAGGAGAGGGAAGAAAGGAGAGAGGGAAACAGGAGAGGGAAGAGGAGAGAGGGGACAGGGGAGAGGAGCUGGGUAGAGGAGAGAUGA
Knipowitschia caucasica is the source of this 342-nucleotide messenger RNA. The record is from the annotation of a GenBank genome assembly. Lineage: Eukaryota; Metazoa; Chordata; Actinopteri; Gobiiformes; Gobiidae.